GCAUAUUCUCCAAUACCUCCACCUGGAUAUUUGGCAACAAGCCCCCAAGCACACCCAUAUAUGUGGGGGGUACAGUUGAUACUGCAGUUUCCUACUAUAUGAGUUGAUCACUAUGGGAGGUUGUCUGUUUUGGAAAAUAAAUAAUUAUGAGCAAGUUUGAAGAUAUCCUCAAAAGAAGCCAAUACACAAAGCACUCAAAAUUGGCACAAAUAUACAAAUAGAAUAAUUACAAAAAGGGGUACUUUCUAUCUCUUCUAAUUUUCUCACAGCUUAAUGGUUUUGAGUGUGUCUGGGCUUACUACUGCAAACAAGAAGGAAUUCUAUUAAGAUUGAGAACCUAGCAGGUUUAUGCUCCUGCUCCUGGUGUAAGGGGGGACUUUAAUGUUUAAAGAUGGCAGCGGUGGAGCCGUGAUCAGAAGUAUGAAGAGAUUUAAUAAAUGCAUCGAUUACCUCUCUCUUAUGGAGAUUCCUUUAUCUAAUGGAUGGUAUUAUUGGUCUAAUUUUAGAUAGCAUUUCAUUCAUACACUUCUUGACAAAUUUAUUGUAUCUGAAGGGUGGUCCUCUCACGUUUAGGACUCCAGAGCGCCAAGGAAAGUUAGAAACACUUUUCGUUAUUUUUCUAUUCUUCUUGAGAUAAUGAUUUCAGAUGGGGAUCUAGCCCUUUUAAAUUUGAGAAAUGCUGGUGAAAUCAUGUCUAAGUGCAACAUUAAGUUCAUGUGUGAUUAUUAGCUAAAAACCGUAGAUUCCAGCAUUUUGUAGUUAUUUCAUUGAGAGGUCAUCCUCUUGGUUUUGAAUUUUUUUUUGAUGUAGAGAUAUUGGUUUCUUAGAUCUUCUCUAUGCUGGUGUUAGAAUUCAUGGCUGUUAUGCUUUCAGAUGUUCUUUUACCUUUUAUAAACAGCCGAGCCUGCCAAAAUUAUCAUCCAUUUUUAUCUAAUUUAGCAUUAUUGUUUUCAAAUGGGCAUGCGCACCAGAUAUUAUAUGGAGAAGAAAUCAUCAAUAAAAUAAGGAAUUAUCCUCUUUUAGGCCACCUUUUACGUAUGGAAUAGCUGAACCUAAAUGGUUUUGAUUCUUUAUUGGAUCAUAGUAUAAAUGUUUGAUGCAGCAUAUUAUGCCCCCUUAUGGAACCCCUCCACAUCCAUAUGUUGCAAUGUAUCCCCACGGUGGCAUAUAUGCUCAUCCGCCCAUGCCUCCGGGAUCAUAUCCUUACAGCCCUUUUGCUAUAGCUUCUCCGAAUGGCAUUGCUGAGGCUUCUGGGAAUACACCAGGCAACAUGGAAGGGGAGGGUAAGCCUUCUGAGCUGAAAGAAAAAUUGCCAAUUAAAAGAUCGAAAGGAAGUCUGGGAAGUUUAAGCAUGAUAACUGGGAAGAACAAUGAGCUUGGUAAACCAUCCGGAACAUCUGCUAACGGAGUUUAUUCUAAAAGUGCUGAAAGUGAAAGUGAAGGUACAAGUGAAAGAAGUGAUGCUGAUUCUCAAAGUGAUUCACAACUAAAAUCUGGUUCUGGGAAAGAUUCUUUAGAAGGUGGAGCGAAUCCUAAUGGUUUGAUCCAUGGUUCUCAGAAUGAAGGACAUAGUCUCGCUCAUCCAUUGGUGAAUCAAACAAUGUCCAUAUUACCAGUUCAAGCUUCUGCUGCUGUUACAGGUCCUGCUACGAAUUUGAAUAUAGGAAUGGACUAUUGGGGUGCGCCAACAACUUCUGUCGUCCCUUCGAUGUGCGGGAAGGUCCCUUCGGGUCCGAUUACUGGAGGUGUUGCUGCUGGAUCACGGGACAGUGUUCAGUCCCAGCUUUGGUUACAGGAUGAAAGAGAGCUGAAAAGACAGAGAAGGAAGCAGUCAAAUAGAGAAUCUGCACGGAGAUCUCGGUUGCGUAAACAGGCUGAAUGUGACGAGCUGUCUCAGCGUGCGGAAGCUUUAAAGGAAGAAAAUGCGAGUCUUAGAUCCGAAGUGGAUAGGAUUAGGAGUGAGUACGAGCAACUUCUUUCAGAGAAUGCCUCUCUCAAGAGGAGGCUUGGAGAAAGCGAUGGAAAUGAAGAUACAAGAUCUGCCAAAAAUGGCCAAAAUUCGAUUAAAGAAGAUCAGUAUACAGCCCGGGCUGAACCCACGAAGGGGUGAUCGGGAUCUACCAUCCUUGCUUAAUUCAGAUGCAGGCACAUAACCUAACCAGUUGGUAGCCAAAAGUUUGCAUAACUUGUCAUUUACCUUUUAUAAGAACUGACCACUGCACCCUCUUAGGACUAUCGAUCAUAUUUUUCAUUCUUGUGGAGGCUUCGUCUUUAACCUCGACGCCCCGUGUAGUCGUAUUCUUAUACCCAUACUUGAUGAGUGUCAUGCAACAUUUCACUUGAGUUUUUUCAGUGUAAAAUAUUGUUUUUGUGCUAAUUUGAGGUCGAGUCGUGGCAUAUCAGUAUGCUUUCUAACGUA
Momordica charantia (bitter melon) is the source of this 2419-nucleotide messenger RNA. The record is from RefSeq and is a predicted model, not a curated record. NCBI's taxonomy places the organism in Eukaryota, Viridiplantae, Streptophyta, Magnoliopsida, Cucurbitales, Cucurbitaceae.